Messenger RNA from Cucurbitaria berberidis CBS 394.84, 484 nucleotides. RefSeq names its product 50S ribosomal protein L33. The record is from RefSeq and is a predicted model, not a curated record. Gene Ontology annotation, biological process: translation. The transcript has 3 exons. Gene Ontology annotation, molecular function: structural constituent of ribosome. Bases 37 to 213 code for a protein of 58 amino acids. Gene Ontology annotation, cellular component: mitochondrion; ribosome. NCBI's taxonomy places the organism in Eukaryota, Fungi, Ascomycota, Dothideomycetes, Pleosporales, Cucurbitariaceae.
CAUUGACGCCGGCACAACACACAAUCGCGCGUCGCAAUGGCGAAAAAAGCAAAGUCCCGUACCAUCAUGGUGCGUCUCAUCUCGAUGGCCAUGACGGGCUACUACCGCACAAUGCAAAGACCGCGAGCGCAUCAACCGCUAAGCAUGCUCAAAUACGAUCCCAUUGUGCGGAAGCAAGUACUUUUCCUCGAAGCGAAGCGCGGCAAGAAAUAGCACGCCCACCUCAAUCACGAAACGAGCGCAUACGAACUAUACUACAGCAUAGAAUCUAGGCUGAGAUCGCGACGAACAGCGGAGUAUGCUAGAUGGACGUUGCAAAGAUGGCGGAUGGGAAGGUCUCGCUGCCCCGAACUUCGCCGUGCAGUAAGACCUGAAGGGAAUCGCAUAUAUGUACGCAUAGUGUACCAUACACGCAGCAUGGCCCGGCGUUAUAGAUGGAUUAGUCAAAUACCAGGCAAGUUGCCAUUAAUGGAUCUUGCACACA